CCAGGAGGUUCCUGAUUUGAGGCACUACACGUGGAAGAGACCACCGAAACACAACAGACACAGCCAACAGAAAUGAGGGAGGAUCCUGUUCCUGGCAAGAACCAUCAUGCCAAGGGAUCAGGAAGGGCAAACAACGAACAUACUCAAGAGACCCAACGAACAAGCACUCGGGAAUCGGAUCCCGUAAUAGCAGGAAAGGAUAAGUCGCAAGAUAAGGCCAAUAUCGCAACAAAAGGACCCAUCCCGGCGGAGAACAAAGAAUUAAAGGGUACGAGGACGGAGAAGGAGAUGGAUAAGAACCUCGAGCAUACUACAAUCCCGAGACGCCUUAAGACGGGGCAAACCACGUUGGGAAAACAGGUGGCAGACCACAACCUAAGUGGGAAACCGCCUGACAUGCCAGCCCAUCAAACGAAGUCGACAAUCACCGAGAAUCCAAGCGACGCAAGCGCGAUCCAGACGGCAAUGGGUGUUGAUGGGAUCAGCCCAUCCACGAGAUAAUCAACAGGGAGUCCCUUCCUCUCUUCCAGUUUUUAUGGAUUGUAAAAUUCUUGCUUGGAAUUGCAGGGGAGCGGGUAGUAGGAAUUUCCUACCUGUCUUCAGAGAAUAUCGCAGAAAAUUCAGACCUCAUAUUGUGAUUAUUGUUGAGCCAAGGAUAAGUGGGGACCGAGCGCUUGAUGUUAUUCGGGACAUGGGAUACGAUAGUUCUCAUGUGGUCGAUGCUCAUGGGUUUUCGGGGGGCAUUUGGGUGCUCUGGAAUGCUUGCGACUUUGUAAUAACUAGGAUGAACUCUC
Messenger RNA from Linum trigynum, 794 nucleotides. NCBI's taxonomy places the organism in Eukaryota, Viridiplantae, Streptophyta, Magnoliopsida, Malpighiales, Linaceae. The record is from the annotation of a GenBank genome assembly.